AUGGAAGGAAUUGAUAUGCAUAAAAAGAUCAUGGAAUAUAAGAUAGAAUCCUUAAAGGUUGACAAUGCACUGAUGAACUUUUAUACGAAAUGUGAAAUGCCAGAUGAAGCAUUAGAAAUUUUUGACCACCUCAAAAGUGAAAAGAAACCAAUUGAUAUUAUAACAUGGACUUGUACUAUUCAAGCUUACAUGUCCAAAAAUCAAGUUUCAAAAGCUAUGUCCUUACUCUCAGAAAUUCAAUUAUAUCAAACCCCUGACCCAAUAUUGUUUUCAACAGUAUUACAUAUUUGUGCUGAAAAUAGGUUGAUUGAAGAAGGACAGGAAAUUCAUCAAAGAAUUAACAAAUUGAAAAAGCAGAAUAUCAUUUUAGACAAUGCACUGAUGAAUUUUUAUACGAAAUGUGGAAUGCCAGAAAAAGCAUUAGAAAUAUUUGAAAAACUCAAAAGUGAAAAGAAGCCAAUGGAGGUCAUGAUAUGGAACUGUGCAAUUCAAGCUCUUGGUGAACAAAAGAAGGCCAUUGAGGCAUUUUCUCUUUUCAAAGAAAUGGAAAAUGAAGCAUUAGAAAUAUUUGAACAACUCAAAAAUGAAAAGAAACCAAUUGAUAUUAUAACAUGGACUUGUGCUAUUCAAGCUCUUGUACAAAAGAAAUGCAUUGAUGAGGCAUUGGAUUUACUUGAAACAAAUGGCAUCCAAGUCGACGAAGUGAUUUAUGUUGUACUUUUGACUGCAUGUGCAAACGAUGUGUCAAUAGAAAAAGUCUUUAAUGAUGUGGAAAGAGCUGAGAGAGCAUUUAACAUUUUAUUAGAGCUCGAUAAGGAGCAAGCAACUCAUUAUGUUCUAAUGUCGCAUGUGUACCUUCAAAGUGAUCAACCAGAAAAAGCAAAAGAAAUAAGGGAAUUGAUGAAAAAAAAUGAGGUACAAAAGACACCUGGCAUUACUACAAUUGAAAUUAAUGGCAAAACUUAUCAUUUUUACUACAAUGACGAAAGCCACCCCAAAAAGGAGGAAAUAUUUCAAGAAUUGGACAAGUUAUGCCAAGAAAUGGAGCUCGCAGGCUAUGUUCCAGACACGAGAUGGGUUACUAAAACGGAUGCCAAUGAUGAAGAAACAAAGAAACAUUUACUUUCAAGGCAUUCUGAAAAAAUUGCAUUAUCAUUUGCUUUCAUUUCCCUUCCACCUGGAUCACCAAUAACAAUACGAAAUAAUCUGAGAAUGUGUGGAGAUUGUCACACAGCAACAAAGUUUAUAUCAAAAAUCAGGAAGUGUGAAAUUACGGUUAGAGAUGCCAGUAGAUAUCAUCACUUUAAGGAUGGAAAGUGCAGCUGUGGAGACUUUUAA
This is a messenger RNA of Naegleria gruberi, 1338 nucleotides long. RefSeq lists its product as uncharacterized. The record is from RefSeq and is a predicted model, not a curated record. Gene Ontology annotation, molecular function: protein binding; zinc ion binding; RNA binding. NCBI's taxonomy places the organism in Eukaryota, Heterolobosea, Eutetramitea, Acrasida, Naegleriidae. Gene Ontology annotation, biological process: RNA modification. The transcript has 3 exons. The coding region runs from base 1 to 1338 and encodes 445 amino acids.